Molecule: messenger RNA, 2085 nt
Organism: Anopheles coustani
Lineage: Eukaryota; Metazoa; Arthropoda; Insecta; Diptera; Culicidae
Gene: lolal
Product: longitudinals lacking protein-like
Exons: 4
Coding region: 460-840 (126 amino acids)
Biological process (GO): regulation of transcription by RNA polymerase II
Cellular component (GO): nucleus
Molecular function (GO): protein binding
Source: RefSeq, a predicted model, not a curated record
ACCUUCCGUCCAUGUGCGGCAGUGCUUUUCGCUUUCCCGAAUUAGUUCCCCGCGACGGCAUCGACGAGAGCGCAUCGCAGAAAAGAAGCCUUUGCUGCUUUUCGGUGCCGUAAAUUUAUCCCCUGUCCCGCGAUUCUCGCGAAUGUUUUGUGCACGGUGUUGGUGUUCAGUGUAUUGCUAGCACUAAAAGGCAACAUAGCGAAGGUACGAAGAAAACCAAUUCCAGUGAAAUUCGAGUGGAAGCGAACGUCUCUACGUGGUAGCAGUUUGCGUUGCGAACCGCGGUGUCCAGUGGAAAAGCAGCAUUGGCAAGAGAAAGAGGCUAAGGAAGAGAAAGAAAGCGGCGUGCUGAAAUAGAACCAUAUUCCCGCGCACUGUUAUUUUCAGUUCGUUUCUUGUUUCUAACUUUUUGUUAAUCCCUCGAGAGGCAUUUACCAAGCCUAACCAAAGCUUUUAAAAAUGGGUGACCAACAGCAAUACUUCCUGAAGUGGAAUGACUUCCAGACGAACAUGGUUACCUCAUUCCGCCACCUGCGAAAUGAGAAGAGCUUCACAGAUGUAACGCUUGCGUGCGAAGGGCAAACGUGCAAAGCCCAUAAAAUGGUCCUAUCGGCCUGUAGUCCAUACUUCAAGUCACUGCUCGAGGAAAACCCAUCCAAGCAUCCGAUUAUUAUACUGAAAGAUGUGUCCUACACCCAUCUGCAGUCCAUCCUCGAGUUCAUGUACGCCGGCGAGGUGAACGUGUCCCAGGAACAGCUACCGACAUUCUUGAAAACGGCUGACCGACUGAAAGUGAAGGGCCUGGCGGAAACGCCGUCAAAUAUCAAGCGGGAAGGUUGAUCUGGUGGCCGUGCGCGCAUUGGUUGCACCUAUUUUGUCUCUUCCCCUUUUUAAUUGAAAAAGAAAUCUUUUAUAUAUACAGAUUAUAUAUAUACACCUACAGUAACACAUAGCUAUUAUUAGUGAAGAAAAAAACCGAUUGAAAAAGGAAUCAAGUGAGCGGAGGAGCAGAGCAGCAUAAGUAGAUCCUUACGUAUAUGUAAAAAAAACACGAUCAAAGGAAGAUGAGUUUUGAUCACGCAACGUGUUAAGUGGCAAUGUGUUCUUUUAUUCUCCCUGCAUCAGCGCAAUGUGGCGAGAGGAACGGGCUAUAGACAACAGUGCGCAAAAGAGGAAGGCUACACCGGAGGACAACAGUCGCAAAGAGACGAUUUUUACCGAAUGUGUUGGUUAUUAACGGAAGGCAAUUUAUUAGUUGAAGAGGUAGCAAAUCGGUUGAGGUUGUAUGGAACGCUUGGAACAGGGCGUGAAAGUGUAAAGGUUGCGAAUGUUAGCAAUGGUUAGAAAUAUCAAUUAUCAACAGCAAUUUCUACAUAUAGGAGACGCAGGUGGAUAGCAUAUGAUAUGGCAGCAACGUGAAUGUUGAAGGACAUGAUUUUUCCCCUAGCAUAUAUGACGAAGCAGGCAAAAGGUGAUGUAUUAAGAUUCUUACCAAUCGGGAUGGAAGAAGGGAAUAGGAAAGCAACGAUGAUUAAGAACAUUAAGGAUUGCUAGCAUCGCUGAAGAAAUUCCGCUGCCACGCCGGGAUUCUGCGUAUCUGAUAGGUAUUAAAUUUGAGUUACAACUUAAGCUAAAAGACACAUGCUUUUCAGUCAGAAAGCGUAGAACAGCAACAACAUUUUUACAAGAAUAACAAUAACCAAUACAACAGCAAAGCGGAAACCAUCUUCGGCACGAUGCAAUAGAUUGAUGAUUAGCAAAGAUUAGUGGUUACUCGAUGUGGAUGAGCCUGUUGUAUCCCAUCUCUGCCUUCCUUCCAUCAUCGCCGUUUGUAGGUCUCCUUUUCCAAGCAGCCACACGAACGGCAUGGACCGUGUGACAAGAGAGAGUUAAGUGUUAUUACUCAAAGUACACCACAUAAUUACCAUUUAUUCCAAAUGAACACUACCACUGUAUUGCUGCAUGAAAGAUUAGUUCACGAUUUAAUGCUCUUUUCUCCUGCGCCGAUGGUUGAACGAUGGCAGGGACGAUAUCUUGUAAACGUACAGGAAGUAUAAAUAAAUGCGAAAGUCAGCGUACAUAACA